Struthio camelus australis is the source of this 7935-nucleotide messenger RNA. Lineage: Eukaryota; Metazoa; Chordata; Aves; Struthioniformes; Struthionidae. The record is from RefSeq and is a predicted model, not a curated record.
GCUCAUUUUGCCCCAAAAAAUGCAACAGAAAAAUCUUGCUAUGAAGAAACUUUCAGUGUUUGCAGAUGACUCUGAUGAAGAGACAUCUGUUGGUGAAAGUCUUCAGAAAGAAGCAUUGAAAAAACAAGCAAUGAAACAGACUAAAUUGGAGAUUCAGAAGGCUUUGGCAGAAGAUGCUACAGUGUAUGAAUAUGACAGUAUUUAUGAUGAAAUGCAGCAGAAGAAGAAAGAAAAUAAUGCCAAAAUAUUAUCAGGAAAAGAUGAGAAAAAGCCCAGAUACAUCCAAAAUAUCCUCAAAGCAGCUGAGAUUAGAAAGAAGGAACAAGAAAAAAGGAUGGAAAGGAAAAUUCAGAAAGAGCGUGAAAUGGAAGGAGGAGAGUUUGCUGACAAAGAGUCCUUUGUGACUUCAGCCUAUAAAAAGAAGCUGCAAGAAAGGGCUGAGGAGGAGGAAAGAGAAAGAAGAGAAGCAGCUCUGGAGGCGUGCCUGGAUGUGACCAAACAGAAGGAUCUCAGUGGAUUUUACAGACAUCUUUUAAAGCAGAGAGUGGGGGAAGAAGAGAUGCCUAAAUGCAGCUUCCGCGAAGCCAGGAUAAAGGAAGAAAAGUCUAGCAAUUAUUAUGAUGAAUCCAAUGAAAGAAACAAAAGUCCAGAUGAAAGACGAAGACUCAAGCCUUCUGCUACAGAAGAGGAUAAUCCAGAUGCGGACACUGAUUUAGGAAGUGAUAGUAGUGAUGAUGAUAAGAGACGUAAAAAUAGUAAAGUAAAUUUGAAAGAGAAGGAAAGGCGAGACAGCUCUGUGAGCAGUGAAGACGAGUCUAAGCAUCACAAGAGCCAGAGGCAUUCCAGGUCACCAGGCUCAUCCAGUGAGGAGGAUGAGCUGCGCACAAAAGCACAAACAAAUCUUCCUAAGAGCAGGGGAGAGAGCAGAACAGGAAAUGAUGAACCAUACAGGGAAAAAGAUUAUGAGAGAAGAGGUAGGACCCAGGAAAAGGAUCACCAAAGGGAAAAGGAAGAGCGACAUCGAUACAGGGGUCAUACUAGUAAGGAUAACUACAGAAAGAGGGAAGAGCAAGAUGAUAAGCAAAGAGGGAAGGAAAGAAAAGAGAGGAAAGGGCAUAGCAAAGAGUGGAGGAAGGCAAAGGAGAGAGAGGAGAAGUCUUCAGAAGGGGAACGAGAAAAGGAAAGAUUAAGAAAUGGUAAAGAUAGAUGCAGUGAUAGAGAGAAGGAGAGAGGAGAGAUGUACAGAGAAAAGGAAGAUCAUGUAAAAGAGAGAAAAGAUAAAUAUGAUAGUGAUGAAAAGAAAUACAGAGACAGGCGGGAAAGUAGUCCUGUAUCUUUAGAAAAAGAUGGAGAGACUAAUCUAGAAAGGCAUAGGAAGGGAAAAGAGAGAGAGGUGGAUGAGAAGAGAAGCUCUAGCUCUGGAAUUUUGUCAGAGCCAAAACGUAAAGCUGGAGAGGAAGGAGAGAAAGAGGAGAAAGAACAGGCACAGAAGCCAUCUGAGAGCAUAAGCAAAUUUGCCAAACGGAGCAAUGAAGAGACAGUCAUGUCAGCAAGGGAUCGCUAUUUGGCAAGGCAAAUGGCACGUGUCAGUACAAAAUCUUACAUUGAGAAAGAAGAAGAUUAAUUUCAUUUCGGUGGACAAAAAUACUUGGUCUCAACGAAAAGAGAAAAGCCACUGCUGCAAGAACUCUUGUACAGAAGUGAAAGUGUAUCCUAGUUAUUUGUUCCUGUCUUUUCUUUAAAAUGUGCUCUAUAAUAGAAGAAAUAUCUUUUGAAAUGGAUUAAUGGAUCACUUGAUACACAACCUCAGUACAUUUAUACAGUCAAGGUAUUGAAUUUGUCUGUUUCUGCCCACCCUGGCCUUCAAUACCCUAUGCUUGGUGUGUUUUAUAUUAUUCAUCCGAAGAAUCUGGGACAGUCCUACAGGUGUGACACAGCGCUGGGUGAGAAUACCUCCUCCAGUGAGCUCCUACUCCUCUUACCAGCCAGUGAUGGUAUCGGCUCUGCUGAAACAGCAGUGUUCUUGGGCCGUACCAAGAAUUAUUGUUGCCCGGUGAUGCCCUCAAAAAUGAAAAACAGACCUAUAAAUGAGAAAAAUGCAAGAAAAGCAGCCUGAAUAAUAAUCUAGGAAAUCUCUGUAUGUAUUAAUGUGCAUUUAGCCAACAAAACACCAUAACAAAUGGAUUUGAAUAUGUGUGUGGGCUUUGGUUUUGGGAACCUGAUGUACAUAAAUAAAUAAAGUAUAAGAUGCCUACUGAAUCUAAUACCUAGGGUUUUUUGAAUCAUGUUGUUUUACUGGAAAAAGCUGCAUCUUUUUGCUGUGAAAAAGGUACAUGAAUUUUUUUAAUGUAUUAUUGUCAUACCUGCUUAUUCUGCUUGAAAUAGUACCUUAAAUUUGUCAAUUUGUCUGUUCAAGGGUUCAUAAACGAGCAAUAAACUUCUCUCCAAACUAUAACUUGGUAAACAGGGUAUCUGGCAACAGUCAUAGUUUUUAGAAUAUAUUUUCAACAUUUUUCCAGUAGCUUGUUCGUUCAUUUUUUUUUUUUUUUCGGUAAACUUAUCACUUUUACGCCACAACGUAUGGUGAAUGAGUAUCAAACAUACAAGUUUUUAAAAGUGCCACAAGGAUGUUUUUCAACACUUAGAAAUCAUUUUAUGGCAGUCCUCUAGUUUCAGAACAAACACCGAAAAAACCAUAAAAAAUCAACUGCUCCUGUAGGAAAUGGUUUAAGUAUUUUCAGUCUGCUUUACGUAGCAAAGAUUUUGGGAUUUGUGAAUUGUCUACUGUAUGUGUAGAUACUUUUUAUUUUAGAGGUGGUAGGAUUAAUGCCUAUAACAAUUUGUUCCCUCUUAAAUUAGCUGAGUGAAGUAAUAAUAAAGAGGGUUCUGAUGUAGUAAUCCUUUUACUUCUAAAAACAUCUAUGGGGCUUUCUCAAAUAUGACUUUGAUAGCCUAGUUCUUUGAGUGCUCGGUGUGUUCUGCCAGGACUGAAGAGGAGAGUUCUCAGACUUGAAAUGUGGCAUUUUGAAGAAGCUUGUCAAGAAGGCUGACGGUGUGAUCCACUUAACUGCGUUAGUUUAUAGUAGAAAGAGCAGCUGAGUCAUCUGUGCUCUUGCGUCCUCUUCAGUUAUAGUAAAUGCUGCCAAAACCUCUGGGCUCCUUUUUCUCGUUAUAAAAUGUGUUUCUCAGAAGAGAACUAAUCAGAGUUUUUGGUUUGGAGAUUUUUUUUUUCCCCUUUUCCUUAUGAUAUGCUUGCUUUUUUUUCCUGUGGUGAAAUAUAAGCUAACCUUAGGAAUAGGAUAUAUUUAACUAGAAAUACUUGUGUUUUGAGUAAUCCUCCCUACAAUUUUUGAUUCUUGAGUGAAGCCCAAACAAAAAAAAAGACUUUGCCACCUUGUCUUUUCGUCUUUUAUUUUGGCCAAAAGUUUGCGGGGUUGUUUGUUUGUUUUUGUUUUCUUUCUUUCUUUCUCCUUGUCUUACCAGCCUGUUAGCCUCUUUGGUCUGACACUUAAAAGUUCUCUAAUCAAAUUAGCUUGCUAGAGCUCUUCUUAACCGCUGCAAAUAUGUUCAGAGGUACUGAAGAGAUUGUUUUGAUUUUUGGAUAGCUCUGCUUAUGUUUUGCUAAUGCAGUCAGGGAGAGAGCUUAUUUGUUGCUACAUAUCUGCUGCAGCUGGAGGAAAGACUGGCAGUAGCAAAAAGAGAAAACAGUCUUUGGGCUGGUCAUCCAUUUACAGCAAGUGUAAUGCUUUCUAGAGGGGGACUUAUGUUUGAGAAUAUAUUGCUGUCAAAGCUUUGGUUAUCUUAAGUAGAGGACCGUUAAAGGAGAAAAGGAAUAUAAUGUUUGGGUUCCUCCUUGCUUUCAAAAACCUCUUUUCUGUCUGUAAGAGUUCAGUAGUAGGAACAGAGACAGCCUUAAGUUUUCGUGAUCUCAGGUCAGGGUCCAAGCGUAGUUUGAAUUAAUGGGACUUAAUAUUGCUAGUAGCGGGUGACAUGGCACCAAAUUCCUGUUAUACACAGGUUCAGACUGAAGUAGCUUGUACUUGCUUGCAUUAGGUUUCAGUCAUAAUUAAAGUCUCUAGAUAUGUUGUCUAAAAAAUUAUUUUGAAUAUUUUGUCUUGAUGUCUUGAGACUUUGACUUCUUCACUGUAUCACCAUCUGUUAGUUCAUUUCUCUAAUAUGUUGUUCAUCAGACCUAGUAAUUAGGUAAAACGUCAGUUCAGCUACAGGCAAAAACGUGCCAGUUUGCAAAGACCUGAAAUGGAGUAAGUUUUAUGUGCAAGUUAAUUGAAUAACUAGGCAUUUACUCCAAACAUGGAAGAGUUUGCUUUUGCUGUUCUGUCUAAACAAAUGUCACGUACAUUGGAUCUUCUGUUGGAAUAGAAUGAAAAGAGUAUUUAGCAGCGGGCCAAGGUUCAGACACCAAAGGGAAUACUCUGCUCUUUGUCAAAGAGGCCUUGUUGGUGUAGUAAACUGGACUACGCAUUCUGCUUUUUCUUGAAAUUGAGUUUUAUCUUUGCUUUUAAAAGUGGGAUCUAUUCUAGGCUAGCAUAAAACUUCCCAUGAGAGAGACACGAGAGACACCUACAGAUGGAUUAUGAAUAUUAAAUUUAUUCCAAUAACAGUUUACAGUACAAGGCACAUACUGAUAACUUACAAUCAGCUUGCAACACUUGUAACUAAAUAGCCACAUAAAUUAAUACAGGUGCAUCAUGUACAAGUUAGAGGGAACACUUAGUUCUGUACAACUAAAACUCCAGUUUAAUUCUUUUACUCUUUGCUUGUAAGGCAAACACGUUCCUAAUUUACUGGUUUCCUAAGUUCCCUUUUCACUAUGCAGAAUAGGGUGGGAUUUACUCAUGUAGUAGGUAAGUGGAAGGUGAGUUGAAGAGACAAAAGAAUUUAUUUGCCUCAAACCCUUUUAAUUGCAGUGCAGCCCAUUUGGUAUCAAUAUAACUAGGUUUUUGACAAGUUAUGUUUAUGGUAUGCCAGCUUACUGAGCUAUAUGAUAACUGUUAGUUGUUCUAAAUUAUUUCAGAUGGUUAUAAAAAAGGAAGAAAAUAGCAAUCAACAAUAAAAAUAAAUGAAAUCAAUUUCUCAAUUUUCCAGCCACUGAGCUAAACGUAUUAAGAAAUGAAGUGAUCCAUAAGAACAAGAUUUAGAAAACUUGAGACUAAGUUGCCAUUAAAAAAAAUGAAUGGGGACUAAUGUGACUUGCAUAUUCAGCUUUUGUAGAAUGAAAAGAUGGUUGUAUUUUAUCUCUUUACUAUAUGGCAAAAGAAAGACCUUUUUUAAUUUGCUGUGGAAGGCUUCCUUACUCCCUGUUUCUGUGGAGACCUCAAAUUGGAUUAUUCUAGUGAAAAGAAAGUAAAUAUGUAGCAUCACUAGUGAUCUUCUGGACUGCAAAUUUCUAAAAAUAUUUUUUUUUCUGUGACUAUGCAUGUCUAUAUUGUUUUUUGCAUCUUCAAAGGAUUUCAAAAACUUCUGCCUCUUUCAAUACAUCUUUAGCCUGAGUGCAUUUCUCUCAUUUUUCAACUGAGAAAUUCAAGCAGACAAAACUUGCCUUAUUUUACACUGCGACUAUAACAGUGCUCGUAUUAAGAUCAGGGCUUCUUGGCUGACUUCUAUUGCGCUAGAAAACAAUGGCAUUUCUUGGGCAGUUACUCAGCCUUCUGCGCUAAAACCACCCAAAAGGCAAUGUCUGUUGUAUUUUACUGUCUAAAUAAUAUAAAUUAAAGGUGCAUCUUUUGUCAUUUCAAAUGCUGUUGUAAAGCUGUAACAUGUCAGUAGUACUGCGCACUAAAUAGCAGUGAUUUCUGCAAUUGUUACUGUGCAAAUUAUUCCCUUAGAAAUAAUGUUCCUAGUUUCAGUUUAUUUCCAAGGGCUGGAAGAUAAACCUUUGGCUUUGAUGCAGAUAAGGCUCAUAUUUAACACAACCAUCUCUGUCCCUGCCUUCACCCUUCCUAAUAAAAGGUAGCAAGCAGAAUGUCUAUUUAAGGAGACUUUGUCAGUCACUAAUGUAUAUCCACUUGCAAUCAGAACUGUAAAAAAAAUUUUUUUGGAAGAGUCUAGCAGGAAACAGUAUCAACUCUGGCAAGAAAUUCUGCCUGUAAUAGAUGUCUAUUUAAGAUAUUUAUCUAUUCGGGGGGGGGGGGAAAUCUAGCAUUAGUUGAAUACCAGAUUGAAGAAUGGAGAAGGUGGGAUAUUUUUUCCUCCUUCAUUUCCCACAAUUGAUACUGGAUACAUAUGAAUACUUUAUGCAUCUUACAUUGUCAUUUCAUACGUAUUUUUCAGUUAAUAAACUUCUAAUUGAAAAGUUUAAUUAAAAAAUCAGUAUUUUUCUAUUUGGUAACUUAAAAUCUGAAUGGUGUUCUAAUAUUACAAAAAAUUCCCAAACUGUUUCUCAUUUCGUCACAAUAAAGCCAGUUUUGAAAGUCCUUUUCAAAAAAUACUCGCGUUAUAAGCUGUGAUGCUAUUUCUUAUGAACAACUGUCCAGUAAGACAGAUUUAUUACACUUUUCUAGUGGCAAUGCAAGAACAUCUUCCCUUUUUAAAAUAAUGUAGUUUAGGAAUCUUUAGUAAUUUAGACAGAAGAAAUCAUUGUCCCUUUAAGUUCUUUCCUUAUCAGAAGUUGGGCUUGAGACCCAAAGAUAAGUGAGCUCAGGUCAACAGCUGAAGUGAGAGGCAUUCCCUAGAGGAGGUGUCUGCAUACCUAAGCAGAAAAGCCUUGUCUGAAGUGAUGAAAAUGUUUUCAAAAGGCAAAUGCAUCCUAACUGCAUUCCUCUAAUGUGGUAAGUUCUUUGCACCAAUGUAAACUUUUCAAUAGGUUUCUUUAUGUAUGCAUUCAUAGCAGCAGGCAUUACCUUGUUAUUUGUAAUAGUACAUCACCUAAGUAGACAGUGAAAUACAAAAUAAACUUUUAUGCUCUAUUUUGUUUUUACUUUUCAUAGACUUAUAUUAUAUAUUAGAGUAAAAAUACAAUGUAAGUGUUUAUAUAAAUGAUGACAACUUAGGUUUAUCUAAACUUCCGUGUAACUGCAGCAGAACUGUGGACUUGGCAGUUGCAGUCAGUCUAAAGGGCAGUUAUCUUUGGAAAGCACAUGUACGUAAAAAGAGAUUAGUAUGUGCAUAGAAUUUAAUUUGUAUAUCACUACCUCAAAAUAUAAUAUAAACAAACAGUUCUGAUCAGAAUCAAUCCUGCUACUCAAUUUUUUAUAUAAAAAAGAAAAAAUUACUCCUGUUCUUCUUCAGGGUGAAAACCAAGUGUGUCCACAUUAGAAUAUGAGCUAGUAAAACUUCAAAGCAGGUUUGUAUAGUUAGUUAAAUGUAGUUUUGUCAGCCAGUCAAAAGGAUUGCUCUAAACUUUAGCUCUGCACAAGGAAACAAUAGAAAAAAAACACAGCCUCCCACAAAUUUUAUCUAUGAAAUGUAAUUAAAAAAAAACAAAGCGAAGCAAAAAAGCAGAGCUUUGAGGGCCCACUUGUUGGCAUCAGAACUCAAAAUAAUUCAUUGUUUCUUUGAGAAUAAAUAUUAAGUCUAUCAGUGCACUGACAUUGUUUAUUUAUAUAUAUAUAUAUAGAUCUAGCUUAGUUAUGAAAACAAUAUAGUAAUUGCUAACAACUUAAAUGCUAAUCAAGUUCCCCAUGAUAAGUCAUUGGCUUGAUUGGGUCUAAAGGAAAGUGAAAAGGAUUUAAGACUUUGAAGCCUACAUUACAAAAAAAAAAUUUUUUUGUGGUAUUUUUAUGCAAAAAACAACUAGCAGAAACUGUUAUCAUCUACAAAAUGCAGGAAAUGAAAAGGAGGAUAAGGCUAACAAAUGCGUUUGCUAUUGUACACAGAGAUGUAUAUAGUGCUGUUCAGGAUUGUUUCUUACAAGACAUCUUCCUCUGUCUACUCCACAAGAAACCUAGGGAUGAAAGGUGUUUUUUUGUUUUUUUU